AUGCAGGCUCCCUUCUGGAGGGGCCCUUCUGGGGACUACAGGGUUCAUACUCUCUUUUUCCUUGCAGCUCCACAUCCAACAUCUCCUGCUGAGCAGCUGGACACAGAAGCUCCACAUCCAACAUCUCCUGCUGAGCAGCUGGACACAGAAGCUCGCGUGGGCUGCGGCCCCCCCACAGCCGCCCCGGUCAGCGCGCUUUUUGGCCCUGGUUCCGGGCCCAUCUUCCUGGACGACGUGCGGUGCCUGGGGGAUGAGACCUCCCUCCAGACGUGCAGCCACCGUGGCUGGGGCGUGCACAACUGCAGGCACUGGGAGGACGCCAGCGUCAUCUGUGCAGGCAGCGCGCUUUUUGGCCCUGGUUCCGGGCCCAUCUUCCUGGACGACGUGCGGUGCCUGGGGGACGAGACCUCCCUCCAGACGUGCAGCCACCGUGGCUGGGGCGUGCACAACUGCGGGCAUUGGGAGGACGCCAGCGUCAUCUGUGCAGUGUCUUAUUUUUGUGGUGGCUCAAUCUCAAAUUCCUCUGGGAUACUGCAGAGUCCCUUCUACCCUGAAAGUUAUCCAAACAAUGCUGACUGUGUGUGGGAAAUACAAGUAGAGAACAAUUUCCGUGUUAUGCUCACAUUUAGAGAUAUUGCGAUGCAAAGUGGCAGAUGCCAGUAUGACUACAUUGAAGUAUAUGACGGGCCUCCACACUCUUCCCCUCUUCUUGGGAGACUUUGCUCUGGUUCCUUUCCCACAUACGUGUCGUCAUCAAACAUGAUGACCGUUCGCUUCCACAGUGAUUCUAGAUACACCUUCAGAGGGUUUCAGGCUCACUACUCCUCCAUUCCAGCAGAUCAUAACACUACCCUUCUGUGCUUGCCAGACUACAUGCAUGCUGUGGUUAGCAGAGACUAUCUCCAGUCUCAAGGUUACUUGGUGCAGAUGGUCACCCUGAACGACAGUCGCUGCACACCCACAGUCACGUCACGUGAGGUUAUAUUCAACAUUCCCUACAAUGGCUGUGGGACGAUACGAGAGGAGAACAAUGAUACAAUCAAUUAUUCCAACAUCAUCAAAGUUACGUCUUCUGAGCACGUAAUCAGGAGGAAAAAGGAUAUCCACUUACACAUCAGUUGCAAAAUGCUACAGAACACAUGGAUGCAAGUAAUGUAUGUUGCUGAGGAUACUGUCGAUGUGAACGAAAAUCAGUUUGGAAGAUACGACAUGAACCUCACUUUCUACGAUUCCUCAUCAUUCUCAGUGCAAGUGCACCGCUCUCCAUACUACAUUGACUUGAACCAGGAUUUGUAUGUUCAAGCUUAUCUUCACAGCUCUGACAGAGAACUGAACGUGUUUGUGGACACCUGUGUGGCAUCACCCGAUCCUCUUGAUUUUAACUCUCUGGCCUAUUACAUAAUCAAGAAUGGAUGUGUUAGAGAUAAUUCCUAUGCCACAUACAACUCCCCGUACAGCUACUUGGCUCGGUUCAAAUUUAACGCCUUUGAGUUCAUGAGCCGCCAUACGUUAGUCUACCUGCGGUGUGAGCUGGCGGUGUGCCGCCUCGGGGACUUCUCCUCCCGCUGCUACCAGGGCUGUCUUAGCAGGUCCAAGAGAGAUACAAGUUCUGCCGAGGAAAAAGUGAAUGUGGUUGUUGGACCACUUCAGCUUCGAGAAGGGGAUGCUCAGAGUAGGAACGCUGGUAAAGUCGAAUAA
Opisthocomus hoazin is the source of this 1698-nucleotide messenger RNA. NCBI's taxonomy places the organism in Eukaryota, Metazoa, Chordata, Aves, Opisthocomiformes, Opisthocomidae. The record is from RefSeq and is a predicted model, not a curated record.